This is a messenger RNA of Fusarium pseudograminearum CS3096, 1092 nucleotides long. RefSeq lists its product as uncharacterized. The coding region runs from base 1 to 1092 and encodes 363 amino acids. The record is from RefSeq and is a predicted model, not a curated record. Lineage: Eukaryota; Fungi; Ascomycota; Sordariomycetes; Hypocreales; Nectriaceae. The transcript has a single exon.
AUGGCUGGAGUUAACACCAAGAGCGGCACUGUCGCCAUCGUAAUCGCCGUCUUCAUCAGCAUCGCCUUCUACAAUGUCCUCGAGCUCAACGCCUACAUAUUCGGCAGCUUCAAAAAGCGCAGCGGUCUAUACUUUUGGAGUUUUGUCAUUGCAACAUGGGGCAUCGCGUUCAAUGGUACUGGGUACCUCAUCUUGCAUCUAUCCCUGUCUGAGCAAAAGUAUAUCUACUCCACGCUCAUUCUUAUCGGGUGGUGCACUAUGAUCACUGGACAGUCUGUUGUUCUAUACUCCCGUCUACAUAUUGUGAUGCACAACCAGCGUUGGUUGAAGAUGGUCUUGGCUAUGAUCGUCGUCAAUGCGCUUUGGUUGCAUCUUCCUGUUAUCAUCCUGGUCUACGGCGUUGGUUCCUCAAACCCAACACCUUUCCAAAAGCCAUACGAGGUCUUUGAAAAGAUCCAACUCAGCGUUUUCUUUGUACAAGAGCUUAUUAUCUCGAGUCUUUACGUCUGGGAGACCACCAAACGUCUAAGGCUAGAGAAAAGCAUUGGCAAUACCAAGACGAAGAUGGUGCUUAAUCAUCUGAUCGUCGUCAACGUCCUGGUCAUCCUUCUUGACGUCUCUAUUCUUGCGCUUGAGUUUGCAAACCUCUUCGACAUUCAAACUGCAUGGAAGCCGCUCGUCUACAGCGUCAAGCUCAAGCUCGAGUUUAGUAUACUCAAUCGUCUCGUCGAACUCACAAGAGGACGUAACGAGAGUUCAUAUGGACCCAGCCACGGCGCUACUACUCAGCAUGCCGACGAGAUAGGCUUGGAGACCAUUAAUCAUAACAGAAGAAAGCAGUUCACCAGCGCUCAGGGGACGAUCACGGGUGAUUAUGAAGUUCGUGUUGGGAAGGGCGAUGAAAGUCAUCGUGUCUUUAACAACGAGACAGAUCUGAUUAAAACAACAGAGAUUACUGUUCACAGUGAGAGGUACCCUGGUCAUGACAGGGAGAGUUCGGAGGGCGAUUCGCCCGAGGGUAUACAGCACAUGCCCAGGGGUAGUGCGUCAUCGGCAUCUUCGGAAGUUCAAUUUGCGAAAUAUGGAAAUUAG